Molecule: messenger RNA, 3580 nt
Organism: Mya arenaria
Lineage: Eukaryota; Metazoa; Mollusca; Bivalvia; Myida; Myidae
Product: penicillin-binding protein 4-like
Exons: 8
Coding region: 142-1821 (559 amino acids)
Source: RefSeq, a predicted model, not a curated record
CUUAACACUUAAACUUAAAUCACGCGAAAAGAAAGUGAGAUAAAAUAAUAAACAAGUUGCGAAAUAAAACCAAAUACUCUGUAUUUAAGACGAGGUUACAGCUGGAUUAUUCACACUCAAGCACCAAAUACGUAGUUAGCUAUGCGGUACGUUGUCCGUUAUUGUGUUGCCGCCAUCGUGUUUACCAGUGCACGUGGAGCAGUGUUUGACGAUGAAACGGAACAAGACGUUGUUAAACUUAUACAGGCCACGUUAGAAUGCCGUCACGUUCCGGGUAUGACGGUUGGCAUCUUCAAAGAACACGAUACAUGGACACGAGGGUUUGGGCUGGCUGAAUUAAAGAGUGGACGGCCUGUUGACGAAAACACAUUGUUCAACAUUGGUUCUGUAACUAAGUCAUUUACCAUGGCUCUGCUGGCGAUCCUGCUUAAAGAGAACAAAUUACAGUGGACGGCGAAGAUAUCCGAUAUUCUUGGCUCAGAGUAUGGGUUCAUUGACGACUAUAGAACACGGAAGACAACUCUUCGAGACCUUUUAUCACAUAGGACAGGCCUAGCCAACCCUGACAUUGGCCUGAUGUCUGGGUUCCCACCAUCUAUAUCGAGGGAAGACCUUUGCAAACGAAUGAGGUAUCUCCCAGAGCAAAUCCCUUUCAGGGACUCCUUCAUCUACAACAAUUACAUGUACAUGUUACUUGGCCACGUCGCAGAAAAGUUGGGUGGAGAUACAUGGGAAAAUCUUGUGACGUCACGAAUUUUUAUUCCCCUUGGAAUGAAGUCAACUAAAAUACUGAACAAGACAUCAGAUGUGCUUGCAAGUGAUAUGGCGCAUCCGUACAUAUACAAGGACGACUUGUUCGAGAACUCAACUUUAGAUAUUUAUGAACUCCACCCGGCGGAGCCAGCAGGAGCCAUAUUGUCGUCUGCAGAGGACAUGGCGCGCUAUUUACAGUUUGUCUUAAACAAUGGGAAUACAACGACUGGGGACCAGCUGGCAGACCCAAUGCUCUUCAAUGAAGCUUUCUCAGCUGCCAUUCCUGUGAAGAGAGGGAAGGUCACCGUGUCAAAACCCACAUUCCCCAUAUCUGACGUGCUAGUCGGAUAUGGAUACGCGUGGUUCGAGAGUAGCUACGAUGGUUACAGAGCGGUGUGGCAUAGUGGAGGCUUGUGGUCUUACAUAACGCUAGUCUGGUUGUUCCCGGAGGAAAAUAUAGGGAUAUUUAUUAGUACAAAUGGAGGCAUGUUCAAGGAUUACCAGUCCAAAUCGUUGACGACAACCAUGUACUAUCUGGCAGACAGAUUAUUGGACAAAGAACCACGGCUAAACUCAUCAACUGCCUGCUCUUUUCCUCUACCUUGGAAAGAAGUUAAUGAGACGGAUUCGAGGUUGACAGAAAUUAAUGCUUUCUGGUCGGACAUUUCCGAGUACACCGGAAUCUACGGAAAUGAGUUUCAACCCGAUUUCAUAUUAACUGUGAACGGAAGUUCACAAACGCAGCUUAACUUCGAAUCGGGAAGACUCGGGGGAAAUCUCUAUUCAACCCAAGACGAAGAACGAUUCUUGAUGGAGAUAACAUACCCAUGGGAAUUUUACAUUCCGCUUAUGGACCAUAACAACGUUACGACAAAAACAAACGUGACCUUUGUUCGCGAAGGUGGAAAAGUGACAUCAAUGAACAUAAACCUUGGCACCAAUAUUACAUUUACAAAAGAUGUUUCCAUGUUAGACGUUAUACCCCGAAACACUAACGGAAGUUGUAGGUUAUUUAGCUCAACUUGUUUGGUAUAUCUGUUAGUUUGCUGCGCUGUGUGGCUACUGUAAAUUGGCUUAUGGCCAAAAUAUAAUCAGCACAUUUAAAAGCACACACGUUUUAUAGAAUCAUGAUAAAUGUGUUGUUGAUGCGCCUUCAACUGUAACGAUACAACAUUAGGUCGUGAUGUGAAGAAUGAAUAGUGAAUGCGUUUAAAGUGAAAUCAUCUCUACAAAAACAUAAACCCUUUCGGCGCCAUUUUUCUGGAAUUCUAAGAGAAUUUACCAAGGCAGUUUACUUGACCAAAACUUUUUUAUAGAAAUUUUCCUUUCAAAAUUUCACAGUAAAGCAUACACAUUAUAAUAGUGUGCUCGUGAAACUCACAGACAAUAAAACAAUCGGAAACCAUCUAACAUCUCCGCCAUUUGACGAGCCUCGGAUGUGAACCGGUGCAUAAGUGAAAAAUAAAAAUAAAAAUAAUAUUAUUAAUUUAUUAUGGAAUUUUAGAAAGUAUGUGUUAUCACUUGGAUCAAAUUGAUUCCCAUUUGAGUGAAUUAUUGCAUAAGAUGUUUUUAGAGUCAAAUCUUAAGGCUUCAUUGCUAAAUCAACAAAGCUACGUCCAUGUACUUUUGAGGUGUUUUCAAUUGAAAAUGGCCGACGUGCUCCGAUUGACAACAGCAGUAAGGCCUAUGCUUCGGCGCCUGUUAUUUUUGUUUCAUAUGCGAAGUUCAGUAUUUACUCCUUCUCCGUGGGACUUUAAACAACACUUCUUCCGGUCUCCAGCGGAAACGGGAUUGACUUCAAAUUACUUCAGUCUGUGGUAACAUUGAACAGAAAUAGUGACAUAAUGAUUAUAUAUACAUACAAAGGACGGAACAUUGUCAGUGUGAAAUAUUAAGCAAAAAGCAGUGAAAUCAUUCUGUGAUUUCAUUCCAGAAGAUAUAAUAUGCAGUUUAAAGCGUUUGAAAGCUAAGCAAUCAUUAUGAUAGAAGAUAUUGUCAAACUUUUUUUGCAAUCGCAUCUGCACUCAUCAACUGCCUGCUCCUUCCCCUUACCUUGGAAAGAAGUUAAUGAGACAGAUCCGAGCGUGACGGAAAUUUCUGUGUUUUUACCGGACAUUUCCGAGUAUGCCGGUAUCUACGGAAAUGAGUUUCAACCCGAUGUUAUAGUAACUGUGAGUGGAAGUUCACAAACGCAGCUUAACUUCGAAUUGGGAAGAAUCGGGGGAAAUCUCUUUUCAACCCAAGACAAAGAUCGAUUAUUGAUGGAUAUAACAUACCCAUGGGAAUUUUACGUUCCACUUAUGGACCAUAACAACGUUACCACAAAAACAAACGUAACCUUUGUUCGCGAAGUUGAAACAGUGAUAUCAAUGAUACUAAACAUUUGCACCAAUAUUGCAUAUACAAAAGAUGAUUCCAUCUUAGAAGCUAUAUCUCGAAACACUAACGGAAGUUGUAGGUUAUUUAGCGCAGCUUGGUUGAUAGUAUAUCUGUUAGCUACAUGCGUUUUAUGGCUAUAAUAGAAUCAACACAUUUAAAAACACAAACGUUUUAUAGAAACAUGAUAAAUUAAUGUGUUGUUGAUGUGCAUUCAACUGUAACGAUACAACUGCGUCUUGAUGUGAAGAAUCAAUUUAUUUUGCGUUUAAAGCAAGAUCAGCUAUAAAUGGUGACAGUAAAGAAAGAUUUUCAUAACGAGCUUAUAUAUGUCCAAGACUUCAAAAUAAGAAAAUUUUACUGAUUUAUAAUAUAUGAACCCUUUCAGCGCCAAAUUAAUAGUAAAAAAAAUCCUCUCUUCGCGAAAUGAAUUUCUGGAAUUCUAAGAGAA